AUGGCUAGUGAGGCAUGCUGCAAGUUGGCUCCGGUCGUUGCCGACUACACCCCCAAGGGCAAAUACGAAAAGAUUGCCGGCAUCAACACCUACAUUGUAGGAUCUGAGGAUGCUACCAAGGGAAUUGUCGAUAUCUAUGACAUCUUUGGCAUUUGGCCUCAGACCAUCCAGGGCGCUGACCGUCUGUCCGCUCAGAGUGGUGCUCUGGUUCUGGUUCCUGACCUGUUUGAUGGCACCGGUCUAGACAUAAAUGUCAUCCCUAAUGACACAGAGGAGAAGACCAAGAAGCUGUACGAAUUCCUCGCCACCAAGGCAAACCCAGAGGCAAACGUAGCCAAGAUUCUGGCUCUCCGCAAGGAGCUGACCGAGAAGUACCCUGCCAUCGAGGGCCACUGGGGACUUUUUGGCCUCUGCUGGGGUGGCAAGCUGGCUGUUCUGGCUUGCGGAGCGGGCAACGAGGGCGUUGGCCGACGAUUCGUAGCCAGUGGAACCGCUCAUCCUGGUUUGCUUGAUGAGGCUGAUGCCAAGGCCCAGACGGCUCCUCACAUCCUGCUUGCCUCCAAGGACGAGCCCGCAGAUAAGGUUGCCUUGUACAAGGAAAUUAUGGGCGACAAGGUCGAGGCCACCACUUAUGAGACUAUGCACCACGGCUGGAUGGGCGCCAGAUCUGACCUGAAGAACGAGGAGAACGUCAAGGAGUUUGAGCGCGGCUACAAGCAGGCCGCUGAUUUCUUUGCCAAGCACCUUUAAGUGGACGGAUUAGUCUUGGGAAUGUAACGUUUUGGAGCAAGAAUCACGAUGAAGAAGAGACUUAUACCCAACGCUGUAUUGAAUGUUGAUUUGUGCAUCUUGCAUAUGCUUUGAUCUAGUGGUGUUGGAAGUAAGAAUUAGUCUUGGGGGUGUAAAGGAUGUAGUGAAUUUGUUAGUAUUAGCACACCAUGUUAUUGGGUCCCUAUACCAUUGGC
Trichoderma asperellum CBS 433.97 is the source of this 965-nucleotide messenger RNA. RefSeq lists its product as uncharacterized. NCBI's taxonomy places the organism in Eukaryota, Fungi, Ascomycota, Sordariomycetes, Hypocreales, Hypocreaceae. The record is from RefSeq and is a predicted model, not a curated record. Gene Ontology annotation, molecular function: hydrolase activity.